CUUAGAGGAACAUGGAGAAGGUCUGAAUUAGCAUCUGUAGAGACUAGGAAAAAUGCUGAGGAACUUACAGUAGGAUGGCUGUCUGGUGUUGCAGGCCCUGGUGGGGUCUGGCACCCGGCUGCAGUGAGGGGUGGUUUUCUCCAGCAGUGCUCACACUCUGGUUUUAAACUCAUCAAGUGGGUGGUCUGAUCCUUGCAAGGCUGGAACUCUGCCAGGCUGGGAUGACUAAGGAUGAGGGGGCCUGCCCCUAGGGUCUAAUUCCUUCUGGAAUGCCGGGUCCUGUGCACGUUUGCCUUCACCCGUCCCUUUUUCAUUUACUCCUCGCCAGCCUGAGUGUGUGCUUGCAGCUUUCUCUGGCAAACUCCUGUCACGCUGCAAGGUCCAGCUCACUUGUCACUUCUGUGAGGCUUUCAGCCGGUUACGCCUGCUGUCCUCCCACCGCCCGUGGCUCCUAGCUCUGUGGUUAUAUUGCCCAGCAAUUCACUUGUUUACAUGUUUGUCUUCCCAUAGUUCACAAGCUUCUUGUUUGAAACCACUGAUUAAAAAUAUGUAGGCCUAUUAGGCUCUCCUUCCCUUGGCUUUUCAUUAUCAAUUCUGUUGUUUUUGUUUUUAUUUUUUUCUGUUUCCUCCUGUCUCUGGCCAGUCUUUCCGAGUAUAUUUUGCUUGUUCCUCUUCUCAUGGUGCUCCCUGCGAGUUUAUCCUUGGCUCUCUUUACUGCUUAUCUAUUGUAUCUUCUUUGCAUGAGCUCGUCAACUUCCAAGGUUUACGCUACUGACUCCCACAUCAGUGUCCACCACCCACCUCUUUCUCCCAGGCUGCUCUUCUAGAGCUCACAGAUGCCCCACAGCGCUGCUGGGUCUCCAUGAGGCAGACAUGGUGUGACAUUUGCAUUCUGGCCAAGGCAUUCAGGAAUACAGAGUCCUGUCCUCCUCACCUAACCAGCCCUGCCCAAGAGGCCCUCAGGAGAUACGUGCACAGAGGAAGGAAAGCUAGGAAAGGCAUUUUUCCUAAUGAGGUUAUGGUCUCUUGCCCCAGCACGGAGUUCCAGAGAGCAGGUUUAAAUUGCAUUGGGGCCUUAAUCCUUUCCCGACUAGGCCUGAUUAUCUUGAGCCAAAGCAGCACUCUUUUAAGGCCUGUUCUGCCUCUUUCCACUGAUCUCAACCUUGAAUCUCAGCUCUUGAUGACUCCAGUGGGAGAAGAGGUCACAUCUACCACUGCCAGAGGACAAGGAGCUACAGAGGCCUGCAGAGAGAGAAAGGUCUGCUUCCGGAUCUAGGGUGGAGUAGAAUGGCUUUGGGCACUGUCUGCCCUAGGCCUUCUCAGGCUUAGCCACUGAGGAAAAUGAAAAAGCAAAUCCCUCUAGAAGGUGUCUCUAGACCCUUAGUGGAAGAGGAAGAAAGGGGUGGAGGACGAAGAAAUGAGUUGGCCUGUUCCAGGCUCCUAGUGCUCUUGGUUAACACUUGGGACACAUGGAAAGCAAAGAUAACUGGAGAGAGGGGUGACUGGACUGCUAUCCCUGUUUCUUGCCACAUGGAAGAGAGAAUUCAGAAGUACAAUGAGGAGAAGAAUGCUGGCCCAGCUCCCUCCCAUAUAGGAGCAAACUCUGCUUACUAGCAUCACCUGAAGGCCAAGCCACUGUAAUCGCAUCUCUCCUCUGCGGGUGGGGAAGAGGAAUCUUCAUUCCCCUAGCAGGUAUCUGAUCCUCAGCAUGUCGAAAACAUCUCAUUAUCUCUCCCCAAAACUUGCUUCUCCUCGUGUAUUCCCAUCUAAUUAGCACACCCUAAGCCAGAAACCUAGAUGUCAUCCCAGGUUCCAGGUUCUUCUCUUUCAUCAUCAUUUCUAGUCAGUCAUCUCUAGUCAGAAUUUGUUGAUUCUGAUCUUAUGUGGGUUGGGAACCAUUGCCCUAGUCAGCUGUCUGCACCCUUCGCUUAAGACUCCCAAGGGCACCUCCAACCCCAACCCAAACACCAGCCCAUCCUCUAUUCCCAAGCUUUUUAAAUAAGCUUUAUUUACUAAUUUUAUAAAACUAACACCUGCUUAUCGUAGGAAAUUUAGAAACUACAGAAAAGUACAAUGUAGAACAUUUUAAAAUAACAUCUAACCACACUUAACACUUCUGCACAUUUUCUUCCAGUCCUUUUUUCUACUUUAGGGUGUUUUCUAAGGGGCAGGAGUGGGGAGAGUGAGUCUUUUUAUUUUUGCAAAAUGGGGUCAUGUUCUAUUUAUAGUUUGAUAUCUGGCUUUUCUCACCUGACAUCUUAGGAGAACUGUAUCAUAUUAAGGAUUCUGAAGCCUCAUUUUAAUGGUUACAUAAUAUUUUAAACAUCUCAAUCAUGAUUUAUUUAACAGUUCCCACUUUUAGGAAACAUUGUGUUGGUUCAGGUUUUUCACAAGGAUGAGAUGACCUGUACCUCUGACUGUUCCCUAGUUUUCUGGAAGUGAAAUUACUUGGUAUCAGGCUACUAAUUUUUUAAGGCUCCUAAUUUUUAAAAUAAUGACAACUUAACUUGCCAGAAGCGUGAGGAAUACCCUUCUUCUCCCUGUGCUUCUGCCAACAGAGUGUUGUUAUUAUUAUUUAAUUCUUUAAGUUGUUACUAAUUUCUUAAAAAGCUGAGAAAUGAUAUAUUGAUUGUUUUGUGUCCUGGGCUUGACAAAGCACCUGGCAUCAUAUAGAAAGCGCUCACUAGAUGGUACUGAAGAGAAUGCUGUCUCACUGCACAAAAUCCAAGUGAUCCGCCUCAGGUUGUGUCCAGACUCUUGCAUUGAGAAUGAGUUCUGGCUGACCUGAGAUUGGUCACCAAAUAUCUGCCAGAGUCCUCAUGAGAACUGACCCCCAGGAGGAGCUAUGCAGUAGCACUCCAUCUCCCAGGGGUACCGGAGACUGAGAGGCAGGCCGUUCUGGAUCUGACAAAUUCACAGAGAGAUCACUGAACCUGAUCCAGUGGUGAUCUGCGUUCCUUCCUAACCCCCUGACACUUGAUCUGGGCAGUAGAGGAGGACUCAUCAUGCUCAUUAGUCAUUAAGAUUAAUGUUUCAAAAGGUUAAAAGGUAAAUAUUACUCUGCCAGCUCUUUUGAAAAACUGAACCUAAAGUAACAUUUUUCUCAGCCUCAUAAAAACCAGAUGUUCUCCCAUUCUUUGAAGUUCUUAUUCCCAACAAAUAUGACAUGGUAUUGAAGUGAAACACCAUUGUUCUAAGUAUAGCAAACCUACCUUGGGUAAAAGGCUCCUUUCCAUCCUUCCUUUGAGAUUCAAACUGAUGUCAGAAAACAUACAUAAAGUUUUAAAAUGGAGGUUUAGCUUUAGAAGGUGCAGGAAAGGAAAAAAAAAAAAAAACCCUGUAAAAGCAGGGCUAGAAAAGCUGGCUCAGCCGGCUGGAGGACAAUUAGGAAGAAAGUAUAAGAUGAAGAAGAGGGGGAAAAAAAUAAAACAAUGGGGUUUUGUUGUACUGUUAGGAAAUCACCGUUUCAAAGGUGAAAGUGUCAUUUUACAGCCUCACAGCUUUGCCUAACAGGAAGUGUGUGUUUGCUCUAAAUCCUAAUUUGGGUGUGUUCCUGUAGAAAUAUCGAACCUUCUCCUAAGGGAAACAGAAACUCAGUCGUGCAGGAAACUAGAUACUACAUAAGCAGUUGUAGCUCGGCGUGGCUCUAAGUAACAGUGGUGUGGAGGCAGGCAGAGGAAAAACCUGUUCCACAUUAGAGAGCAAGCAGGCAGUUCCCACCGGGUCACCAUGAGAGUCCGAAGAUUGCCUGUGGACAUUCAGAUUUUCUACUGUGCCAGACCGGACCAAGAGCCUUUUGUGAAGAUUAUCACCGUUGAGGAGGCAAAACGCAGGAAGAGCACGUGCAGCUACUAUGAAGAUGAGGAGGAGGCGGCCCUGCCGAUCCUGCAGACCCACAGCGCGCUUCUGGAGAACAUGCACAUCGAGCAGCUGGCCCGACGCCUUCCAGCAAGGGUACAGGGGUAUCCAUGGAGACUUGCAUAUAGCACAUUAGAGCAUGGGACCAGCUUGAAAACUCUCUACCGCAAAUCAGCAUCACUAGACAGUCCUGUACUGUUGGUCAUCAAAGAUAUGGAUAAUCAGAUUUUUGGAGCAUAUGCAACUCAUCCUUUCAAGUUCAGUGACCACUAUUAUGGCACAGGCGAAACUUUUCUCUACACGUUUAGCCCUAAUUUCAAGGUCUUCAAGUGGAGUGGAGAAAACUCAUACUUUAUCAAUGGAGACAUAAGUUCCUUGGAACUUGGUGGUGGAGGGGGACGAUUUGGUUUGUGGCUAGACGCUGAUUUGUACCAUGGACGAAGCAACUCCUGCAGCACUUUUAAUAAUGAUAUUCUUUCCAAAAAGGAAGACUUCAUAGUUCAAGACCUCGAGGUAUGGACAUUUGAGUGAAAUUCAGACUGCCUUAAAAUAGAAUGUUAACAAGACUGGGUUCAAACAGCCCUCCCAAAGCUGGCUGGAAGAUGAAGUCCAGCCCAGACUGCCUCAUCCCAUCCUAGUGCUUUCUUUCUGCCAUCAUCUCAGAGCAUGAUCACACUGAAGAGAGAUUCUGAAAGGGACAUGUGGAAGGCAGACGAUGAAGAAAGAAAUCUGAAGUCCAGAGUGUUGGAAGACUUUAUACUCUUACUUCCUUCAAAUCCAUAUAGUGAGGAAUCAGAAUAUUUAUAGAUGUAUGAGUUGAAUGCAAUUUUUAUUUUUGGUAACUGUGAAAAAGAAGAUACUGUGGAAAUAUAUACAUGCCUUGUGUAUUUAUCAAUGUAAUUUUCAUUACCAAAAUGUACAGCAUUCUGUUGUUUGCCAUGAAAGUUUAGUCUCAUUUAGAAAAACUGAAAGUGCACAGCACUUAAAGGGAAUAUGUGAUUUUUUUAACUGUUUUAUUUAUUAUUUCUAGUAUAUUGUCUGAAAUGUGUUGGCAGUUUUUUUCUUUUAAUGUGUCAAAUCUUGAAAUAAAGAAAUGUAUACAUUUUGUGCUAUGUUUUGGCAACAAAUCCAUUUGAUUUAUAUAAUUUUAUAUUAAAUUUUUUUGCCCUGAUUGUUUAGGGUGAUAUGUAUAUGUAUGUGCUGCUUAAUGUCCAUAUAUAUAUGGACACAUACACAUAUAUAUAUACAAACACAUAAUUCUGAAUUUUUUUAAACUCAUUACCAAUGUUUAUUAAUUUGACUAUUGUAGGCCAGCUUUCCAUUUACUCAUUAAAAAGGUACAUUUUUUGUUACCUACUCUGAACAUAAUUGUGUAAAAAAAAAGUAAGCCAUUUCUCACAGUCAUAAGUUGAUAUUUAUAGAAAUGUAUACUUUUAAGAUCCUAGAAUUAGAACAGACUCUGCUUUUGAAAAGAAAAUGUUUUGGUUCUUAUAAAAUCAUGUAUGUUAAUAACAAAAAUUGUAUUUUCAUUUUUUUGUAUAAUUUCCCCCAGGUUUUCAAAUUAAUGAACAGUCCUCUGUUUUAAAUGGGACUGUUUUAAUUUCUGUAUAUUAUAUGAAAUGAAAAAUGUCAAAUUAGCCCAAUUGUCUUGGUUUCUGACUAUUUGAGAAAAAGCAAUGCAAAGAAAUGCAUUCAUACCAAAAUUGAAAUAAAAAGUAAAACCUGUUUUUUAAUAUCAACCCACUUUCACAUCAUGAAACACUCUUUUAUUAAAGUUAAUAAUAAAGCCUUGUUAAAAUUUUAACCAAUAUUACUGACUGCCAGACUUCUACGAAAGCCAAAGACUGCUGAUGGAAAAAAUUUUCAAAUACUAGCCAAAGCUGAGAAAGUGGUCUGUCAUAAAUUACAUACCCAGUGAUCUCUUUGAAAGGAAAAAUUAAAAAAAAGUAGUGUUUAUAUACCUGUAUUUUUAAAAAGUAAACAACUCUUAGAAUGCUGGCCUUAAGCUGUCAGAAUAUUUCAUCUAGCUUACUCUUUUAUUUUUAGGCUAUUUAUAAAAGAGAACAAAUUGCCAGGUGGCCUCCUGUCAGAUCGACAAUUAUUUUACUCCAUUUACAUUCCAUGCAAGUUUAAAUGAAUGCUAUAAUAUCUUAAAUCUGUAGCCUGGGUGUACUUGCACCCAAGUUCUACUGAGAACUCUUGUUUAACAACUUAUCAGCAGUCUAACCUUAAUCUGCUUGUUAAAUAAUGUGUUGGUGUGAGAUAUCAGGAAUGUCUCAUGAUGAUCAUGUUUACCAUUUAUGCCAUUUGCAACCAUAUGCUAUUAACACACAAAAUGGUCAUUUUGCAUAUAGUUCACUCCUAUCUAGUUUAGUCCAUGAUAUUAUACUUGUGAGAGCAUAUCCAGAUGCUGUGUUCUCUAUUUAAAACAGUAUUGUCCAAUCAGAAAUGUGUGGCCCUCCAUUUAUGGCUAUUGAGUAUAUGUAAUGCAAUGCUAACCCAAUAUUUUCAAUAAAGGAAUUUAUGCAUUCAGUGUGA
Messenger RNA from Vicugna pacos (alpaca), 6396 nucleotides. It is a transcript of the gene NCOA7, whose product is annotated as nuclear receptor coactivator 7. NCBI's taxonomy places the organism in Eukaryota, Metazoa, Chordata, Mammalia, Artiodactyla, Camelidae. The record is from RefSeq and is a predicted model, not a curated record. Gene Ontology annotation, cellular component: nucleus. Gene Ontology annotation, biological process: response to oxidative stress; regulation of transcription by RNA polymerase II.